Vanrija pseudolonga is the source of this 924-nucleotide messenger RNA. It is a transcript of the gene nnt1, whose product is annotated as Protein N-terminal and lysine N-methyltransferase efm7. The record is from RefSeq and is a predicted model, not a curated record. The transcript has a single exon. Lineage: Eukaryota; Fungi; Basidiomycota; Tremellomycetes; Trichosporonales; Trichosporonaceae. Bases 1 to 924 code for a protein of 307 amino acids.
AUGGCAGCAGCAACCCUCGAACAAGCCCCAGCACCUACCACUAUCACCAAGCUACCGCAUGUCGUCGUCGUCGACGUCCAGCCCGCGUCAGCCGUGACCUCGACCGCGCCGUCCGUCGCCAGCGUCGACGUCGACAGCGACGCCGAAGAUGUGAGCGACAUCUUCGACACGGGCAUCUUUGCCCUCUUCGCCAUCCCGCCCAUCGGGUUCAGCACGGCGUCCCCAGACGAUCCGUACACGUACACGCCGCCUGUGGGCGCAGUCAACCGCUCCCCAGUCAAGGUCUGGCUGCCGCAGCCCCCGGCUGCCCUCCACACGGCGCUGCAGGCCAACAACCUCUGGCUCGCGGGCGUCUUCCUCGCCGACAGGAUAUGCACCGGCGAGCUCGCUCUCACGGGCCGCACCGUAGUCGAGCUCGGCUCGGGUGCCGGCCUGCCCUCUAUCGUUGCGGCGCGGGACUCGGGCGCGACCAAGGUCGUGUGCUCGGACUACGACGCGCCGGAGGUCAUCUCAGCCAUCGGGCGCAACUUUGAAGCGAGCGGCGCCGAUGCUGGCAAGUGGGCAGUGCUCGGCCACUCGUGGGGCACUGACCCGUCCAAGUUGCUCGCGCACGCACCGGGCGGGUUCGACGAGCUCAUCCUCGCCGACACGCUCUGGCAGACCGACUACCACCCAAUCUUGCUCGACAGCGUGCUGGCGCUUCUCGCUCCCAAUGGUGUCGUGCACGUCGCGGCUGGCCUGCACACCGGCCGCGGGCCGCACGAACGCUUCCUCGCGCUGGCCGAGACACGCGGCCUCCGCGCCCAGCUCGAGACCGAGGUGCAGUGGCUGCCCGACGGCGAGUGGGGCCCGCACGCGCCCAAUACCGAUGGGCUAGAGGAGGAGCGCGGCGUGGUCAUGUACUAUACCUUGCAUCGGCAGUAG